Molecule: messenger RNA, 1146 nt
Organism: Lecanosticta acicola
Lineage: Eukaryota; Fungi; Ascomycota; Dothideomycetes; Mycosphaerellales; Mycosphaerellaceae
Source: the annotation of a GenBank genome assembly
AUGCGCAGCGCAUUGCUCCUGACUGUAUUUGUGGCUUUCGAUCAUGCCCUCCUUGCGCGAGUAGGCCGCCCACAGCACAGCGUUGGCUUCGACUUCUCCUUGGAUUAUGCUGUAGCAAGCAUCCAUUUUUCGAACCACACCUUCGUCGAUGUCGCCACGGUGCAGGGCGGAGCGGAAUAUCGACAAGCCAUGCGAACGUUCAUGUCGACAGUGGCGAACGAGACCAAAGCCCUUCCGUUCCUACAGUCGUCACACGGCUUUAUCCAACAGCAGCUCCCUGCCUGGUUACAGCCCAUUGUUGGAGAAGUCUGCAAUCAUCUUCCGCCAUCAUGGUUCCGCGAUCUACAUCUGACCGACACCGCUCGAGCCUUCGCUCCCAUGCUUCACACCCUCAAGACAGCAGUCGAGUCCUAUCUCGUUAUGGUAGACUGCCUCCACACCAUCAGCAUAUCUCUUCCACGAUCCAUAUCACCACAGCUCCACGUCUCUCUCCAAGCGGCUGCCUCAUCACUUUCACUCUCCCUCCUCGAGCCCAGCCUGUCCCGCCUUCCCGCUGGGGUUCACGCCGCAGUUGGGUAUGGAGUGGCCGCAAAAUGCCGCAACUUUCCGACGGAUGACUGGGACGAGGCACGAUUGAUGUUGGCGAUCGACUACAGUCGCGCUGCGCUCACGGCAACGCUCAUCCACGAGGACAUGCCGUUGUAUCGCACCCUUCGCACCUUUCACUCCGAGACACUCGGCGGGGCAGCGCUGGACCGCACAUGUUCAUCACCCGAUCAUAUCGAACUCGACUGCACAGCAGGCCUACGGGCCGCAUUGACAAACAUUACACAGCUUCCGGUCUUAGAAGAUGAAGACGCCAAAGAGAUGGCCUUCAUCCAAACCAUUGUGAUAUACGGAGAAUCCGCCUCGGACUUGAGACUCAACUCUGUCUUACGAGAUGUGCUCUCUAGAGGCGACGAUGACGACAACGACGAUGGUGGUCAUGCCAUGAGAUUCAUCGUGGAUGGCGGACAAUCAUCGAAUCCCGUCUCGCCGCUCUACGCCGCCGCGCGUGGCGUCGCAGAGGUCGGCUGGCUGGUACUAGAUGAGCCACCUCCAGACGGAUGCAAUUGCAACGAUUUCACGAGACGACGCAAGUGUUAA